ACACGAAGCUGACGCACUGACAAAAGCCUUCAGAUCCGUCUUGUUUGUUCAUUCAGGAUGACCCCUCACUUCAGUUUGUGCUGCCAGGCUCUUAUCUUGUUUCUUUGUUACGCAGAUUGUGGCGCUGAGAUUUCCUGUAGAAAUGAAGCUGGGCAGCCUGUUGAUUGGUUUAUCAUCUACAAGCUGCCCAGGUAUAAGAUCGGUGAGGUGGGCAGUGGCGUGGACUACAUGUACCUGGACUCUUCACUCAAGAGCUGGCAGAUGAGUAAAUUCAUGAUUAACGUCAGUCAAGGAGCCGUCGCGAACACACUCAACCAGCUUUACAUGGGUGAGGCCUACAAGUCUAACAACUCAGCCUACGCACUCUACAAUGAUGCUCCACCAUUGAUGGAUUACAUCCAAGACUAUGGACACACUAAAGGGGGCCUGCUCUUUGACCGCUCUCAAGGUUUCUGGCUGUCGCACACCGUUCCCCAUUUCCCCUCGUUCCCGGAGAGAGGCUACCUUUACCCCUCCUCCGGCAAAGUCAACGGCCAGACUGCUCUGUGCGUGACCUACCGCUAUGAACAGUUUCUCCAUGUAGCAAAGCAGCUGGUCUACCUUUACCCACGUUUCUAUAACUGCUCUGCGGCUGCGUUCUCGGCCGACCUGCCUCAGUUGGCCCAGUUAUGUGAUGGCUCCAAACCACCGCUGACCUCCGAUAAGAGAGUGCAGCAGCUCGUCUCAGUACAGGGGGAAAGGUUUUUCAGUUUUGUCAAAUCCGAACGCUUCAUAGAUGAUAUCUACACAGGCUGGGUGGCGCAGGUCCUGGAUGCCGACCUGCUGGUGGAGUCGUGGCAGAGACAAGGUCACGAUCUGCCCUCCAACUGCUCCCUGCCCAAACACGUCAUGAACAUCAAGAGGGUUCAUCUCCCGGACGCUCCGUUCAAGUCCUACCACGACCACUCCAAGUGGUGUGUGUCGCAGGGUUACGACAGCGUGACCUGCCUGGGGACAUGAACGGGAGAUGACCCAGCUGAAGCGCGGCGGGGGCUGAUCUGCUCCCUCAACCUGAUUUACAGGGCUUUCAGACAGGCGGUGGACUGGUACAUUGGCUGUUGA
This is a messenger RNA of Hippoglossus stenolepis (Pacific halibut), 1101 nucleotides long. It is a transcript of the gene dnase2b, whose product is annotated as deoxyribonuclease II beta. Lineage: Eukaryota; Metazoa; Chordata; Actinopteri; Pleuronectiformes; Pleuronectidae. Gene Ontology annotation, molecular function: deoxyribonuclease II activity. The record is from RefSeq and is a predicted model, not a curated record. Gene Ontology annotation, biological process: apoptotic DNA fragmentation.